GACAACAGCAUUCGAAAGCGACGCGCGUACAACUGCAGAGCAACGAUAUAGAAUUUUUACAAAAAACAAAACAAAAAAACUAAGUGAAAAAGGCAUUAUAAAUAAUAAGCAUUUGCGACAUGAGAAAACAAAAGAGGUGAGAUUAAGACAAAAAAGUGAUAGGAAAGAUAGAUGAGUGUGAAGACGAGUAGAAGUGAAGGGAAGCCGAGACUAUUAAGUUUCUGCUGUCAAGCAAGAAGAAAAUAGUUUACGCGUGUGUUUUCUCGGAAACUAAAAAAUCACUACAUAUGUACACACACACAUACAUACGUAUAUAUAAACAAGAAUAAGUGUCUUAAGCUGACAGUGUAGUUGUAAGUAAGGUUUGUUCAGCUAAAAACGCAGAUUAAAUUAGCUAAUUUCGUGUAAAUUGCUUUGAAAUAAAAGCUUGCAAAGAAAAGCUGAGCGCUGUGGAGCUACUUGAGCAAGAUUUCGAGCAGCCAGAAGGUUGGCGUGCAGUCAAAAUUUACUAUCGACAAACAGCUCGGCGCGGCUGCGACAGGCGACCAAAUGUCGACAUGACGAAAUAAAGCAAGACGAAUAAAAAUAAAAGGGAUGCGUGUAGGCGGAAAGAAGUCAACAACAAAAAAAUUAAUUGAUAAAUACUGCACAGCAUAUGUAACAACGUGCAUAAAUAACGGUACACACGAGCCAACGCACGUACAUACAGAAGAGAAAAACGUUUAACCCACCAACGCUGAAAGAAGAAAAAAUUAAAAAAAAAAUUCCAAUUCAAAGGCAAACUAGUAAAAACAACAACAAAAGGAAAAAACAAAAAACUCAGCGACAGUUCAUAUUGAUCGACUGAGCGUAGCUUUAACGUGCGGAGCAGAACAUGACAAUAUAAAACCGACACAGCAACGGAAGCGGAUGUCAGCGGCGUAGAAACAGAGACAGCAAAGUGACGGCAGUGGAACAACCGCCACGCACCGCCAGCCCGGUCUACCUCACCACCACAGUGCGCACCGUAAAUAUGCCAUACGCACCGAACGCCACGACGGCCGCCUCAGCAUACGCCAUCAGCGACAGCUCAAGCGCGAGCCAUGAAUUAUUGAGCAACAACAUCGAGCACGCUAUCAACAACAACCACCACCACCAACAAAAUAGUCAGCUCGACGAUAACAUUGUAAACAUAUCGCACAACCUGACCGCCACCAUCACAUCGAUACGCUCGAAUGUGACGCGCGUCUUAUAUAUGUACUUUCAGAAUGUGACCGACGAGCAUGGCUAUGGCGCAGCCACAACUCCACCACCUCACACGACGACGACGUUGACGACAGCUGCGCCACCAACGGCUAAUGGCUCACACAUCGACAUCGUCAGCACAACACAGAGGCUACACAGUCUUGCCGGCGCCGCCGCCGCUGCAGCUGCCAGCGAUAGUGGCUCGGCAGCGUAUACAGCGAACACUGAUUUGACUGCGGCGACGAGUCAGAGUCUGGGCACUACACUCCUCAGUACCGCUAAAACUCUACUACAAGCGCCGGUCAAUGCAACAACCAGCACAACGGCCAGCCUACUAACGUCCGUCUCCACGAAUGCCACACGCGCCGCUUCCGCGUUGGCUAAUGCCACCGCGUCUAUUUCGUCCUCCGCUGCUGCAUACGCCACCGAACUGCACACGAGCACACUGACCGCCGCCACGACACUGGCGAGCGGUGGUGCUAACGCGCACGCGGCAAUGGGCAACGGCGGCAGCAGUAGCAACAGUAACGUGUUGACCACCGCGCCGAGCAUCAUUUACCCGCCCUAUCAGGUCGCGAUACGCAGUUUUGAGAAUUGCUCGGCGCUCUUCGCCAAUUACACGCGACCGCAAAAUGGCGUUUUCUGCAAUUGGACAUGGGAUCUGUUCCUCUGCUGGCCCCCAACACCGGCUGGCGUUUUGGCGCGUAUGCAUUGUCCGCCCGUCGGGCAUGGCAUUGACACAACAAAGUUCGCCAAUCGCAAGUGCGAGCUGGACGGCACCUGGGGCCGACGUCCGAACGACACACAGAAUCACACGAACGGCUGGACGGACUAUCAGCCCUGUUUCAAGCCGGAAGUGAAUGAGAUGCUGCAGCGUGUAGAGGAUAUCGAUAUCUUCCUGGAUAUUGCACGUCGUACGCGCACAUUAGAAAUAGUCGGUCUCAUACUCUCGCUGAUCGCUUUGAUAGUGUCGCUCAUUAUAUUUUGUAAUUUCUCCUCGCUACGUAAUAAUCGCACGAAAAUCCAUAAGAAUCUCUUCAUCGCCAUGGUUUGCCAAGUGAUCGUACGACUGACGCUAUAUCUGGAUCAGGCAUUUCGGCGGGGUAGUCAACCGGCGACGGCGAAUACAAGUGCGGCGGGAAUUGAGAAUACGCCCUACCUCUGCGAGGCUUCCUACGUACUACUCGAGUACGCUCGCACCGCCAUGUUCAUGUGGAUGUUCAUCGAGGGUCUGUACCUGCACAAUAUGGUGACGGUAGCCGUAUUUCAGGGACGUUUUCCGCAUACGAUCUUUUCGCUACUCGGUUGGGGUCUACCCGUGCUAAUGACCACCGUCUGGGCGAUAUGUACGGCCAUGUUUACGGAUAGCGCCCAUGACUGCCUGUGGAAUUACAACUUGACGCCGUACUAUUGGAUAUUGGAAGGACCACGUUUGAUAGUCAUACUGCUCAACUUCUUCUUCCUCAUGAACAUAAUACGCGUGCUCGUCAUGAAGCUGCGUCAGAGUCAGGCAAGCGAUAUCGAGCAGACGCGCAAAGCGGUACGUGCGGCCAUCGUGCUCCUACCACUGUUGGGCAUAACAAAUCUAUUGUACCAAGUACCUGCAUUGAACCUGAAGCCACCGUGGAAAUUCGCCAUCUGGUCAUAUGUAACGCAUUUUCUAACCUCAUUUCAAGGAUUUUUCAUUGCCUUGAUAUAUUGUUUCCUAAAUGGUGAGGUGCGCACUGUUUUACUGAAAAGCCUCGCCGUCUACAUGUCCGUACGCGGCCAUCCCGAGUGGGCGCCCAAGCGUGCCUCGAUGUUUUCCGGCGCCUACAACACUGCACCCGACACGGAGGCCCCAGCCGGUGGCACGCCACAAGAUGGCAAAAGAAACGAUCACUCGCCCACCACGCGGCGCUUGAAUGGUCGGCGUUACAGCGCCGCCGCCACCACCGUAAAUCAUUUACCAGCGCGUCGUCUAUCGAGCGGCAGCACUUAUCGCCAACAGCGUCGUAUUAGUAAUCACAACAACAACAACAGUAUCGGCACACACUUGACACGCGGGCACGGCAACAACGGCGGCGGCAGUGGCAGCGGAAGCAGCAGCAGCAGAGGCGGCGGCGGCGCAGGCAGUUGGCUGUUGACGUUGUGCUUUGGCGGCCAAAAGGUACUAAGAGUGCCGCCAGCGUCAUCCGUACCACCCGAGUCAGUUGUAUUUGAGUUGUCAGAGCAGUAGUAGUGUUUACCUUACGCCUUACGCUUUUACGCAAUACGGCCUUAUGCCACCCAGCUUAACCGACCCCUCGCCCUCCCUGUGUACGUCCACCAACACCAAUUAACCGGUCAACACCUACAGCACCUCUUUUCCACUCUAUUUUGUCCCUAGAAAUGUGCAAUUGCAACUAUGAAUAAUUUAGUAGUAGAAAUUGUAUGAAAUAGUAGUAGUUUUUAAGUACCUUUUUUUCUUGUUUUCGUACUUGUAAAAUAUUUGAAUAUAGAAUUUACUAAUAAUUGCAAGCUUUUUUCACCCCCCGCAGUCCCCAAACUUAGUGAAAUACAUUCAAUUGCGCUUUACACCCAGCUAAAGUACCGUUAAGCCGCACUAUAAAUUUGUAAAUAUUUAUUGUAAAAUAUUAUAAGUUUUUGUAAUUUUUACUGUUUGGAAUUUUUUUUUAA
Ceratitis capitata (Mediterranean fruit fly) is the source of this 3882-nucleotide messenger RNA. RefSeq names its product PDF receptor (gene Pdfr). Bases 1013 to 3442 code for a protein of 809 amino acids. Gene Ontology annotation, molecular function: G protein-coupled peptide receptor activity. Lineage: Eukaryota; Metazoa; Arthropoda; Insecta; Diptera; Tephritidae. Gene Ontology annotation, cellular component: plasma membrane. The transcript has 9 exons. Gene Ontology annotation, biological process: adenylate cyclase-modulating G protein-coupled receptor signaling pathway; cell surface receptor signaling pathway. The record is from RefSeq and is a predicted model, not a curated record.